AUGGAGCCCGGCGGCUAUGCCAGCGUGGAAGAGGGCAAAGCCAUGCCAAUAGCCGGCGAGGCCCGAAACCUAGCCGCCCACUCGACCCUGAGCAGCCCCGCAGCCCCCGCCCUGCUGCCCGGCUAUGCCCCCGCGGAGCUCUCCGGCGCCGGAGAACCGGCCAAACCGUGUAAUCCGGGCCCGGGUCUGGGGGUUGGCCAAGGGGGACCCCCGGCCCCGCUGCCCUGCGGCUACUUGGGAGGGGGCUGCUGCUCCUGCCGCGGAGGCCGAGGGUCCCUGAAGCCCAGCGCUCAGGGGGCGUCUUUUCCCCCGGACAAGUACCCGACGGGCUCCGGAGCGGGCGAAGACUACCCGAGCCGGGCCCCCGAGUUCUCCUUUUAUCCGGGCUAUCCAGGACCUUGCCAACCGGUGGCCGGCUACCUGGACGUGUCGGUGGUGCAGGGCCUCGGGGCCCCCGGGGAGCCCCGCCACGAUCCCCUCCUGGACAGUUACUCGCCCUGGGCCCUGGCCGGAGGCUGGAACGGUCAGCGGUGCUGCCCCAGUGACCCCAGCCCGGCAGGGCCCUUCUGGAAGCCUCCUUUCGCAGAAACGGCGGGACCUCUCCCCCCCGACAGCUGCUCGUUCCGGCGGGGCCGCAAGAAGCGAAUCCCCUAUAGCAAGGCGCAGUUGCGGGAACUGGAGCGGGAGUUCGCUGCCAGCAAGUUCAUCACCAAAGACAAAAGGAGGAAGAUCUCGGCCGCCACCAGCCUUUCGGAAAGGCAGAUCACCAUCUGGUUCCAGAAUCGCCGGGUCAAGGAGAAGAAAGUUCUGGCGAAGGUCAAAUCCAGCGCCAUACCUUAA
Molecule: messenger RNA, 840 nt
Organism: Ornithorhynchus anatinus (platypus)
Lineage: Eukaryota; Metazoa; Chordata; Mammalia; Monotremata; Ornithorhynchidae
Gene: HOXB13
Product: homeobox B13
Exons: 2
Coding region: 1-840 (279 amino acids)
Biological process (GO): regulation of transcription by RNA polymerase II
Molecular function (GO): RNA polymerase II cis-regulatory region sequence-specific DNA binding; DNA-binding transcription factor activity, RNA polymerase II-specific
Source: RefSeq, a predicted model, not a curated record